AUGUCAUCAAAUCACAUUGUUUUAUUUGCUGCAGGGCGUCCAGUGGAGAGGAAGAGUUGGGGCCGUGGAGCGAGGAGGAAAGCUGGCAGGCAGCAGCCCACCGAUGUGGAAGCCUUUGAUCCGGAAGUGGUUGCGGAGGUCAGAGAACUCUUCAAUAAAGUCAGGACAUACGUCAAACCGGCCAAUGGGGAGUGGUGUAUCCCUGAUCCCAGCGAAGCACUGAGACACCCGGCCCAGGACCACGUCCUCCUGCAGACCCUGAAGACGUCACUAAAUGAGGUGAAGAACCGACUUAGCGAUAAGGAUCUGGAAGUCUGGCACCAACAUACCAAUUCCACCAACCGUGCCGGGAAGGUCAUUGGUACUGUGCAACUGUUCAUCUGUGAGGCUCCAGGGGCUUUCGUUGCCGCUCUGAACCACUACCUUAAAACCAGCCAGCACACGCGCUACUGUGACUGGAGUUGGGCAGCCAACACACUCAACCCCUAUCACGAGGCCAACGGAGGGGGCACCACCAUCACAGACAACCGCCUCAUUGCCAACACGCUGCCCUGGUGGUUCUUUGGCUCGGACAACACAGGAGACAUCAUGAGCCAGAGGCACCUGCUGGAUCUAAAGGGCUUUGUGGGUAACAUGCGCCGUAUUGACGUGGUGACGGCGGACGGGAGCUUUGACUGCCAGGGGAACCCCGAUGAGCAGGAGGCCCUGGUGUCAUCGCUGCACUACUGCGAGGCUGCGGCCGCACUCUUCCUUCUGGGCCCAGGCGGCUCGUUUGUACUGAAGAUGUUCACUCUGUACAAGCACUCCUCCGUCUGCCUGCUCUACCUGUUAAACUGCUGCUUCCGCUCCGUCAGCGUCUUCAAACCGGCCACCAGCAAAGCAGGGAACUCUGAGGUGUACGUCGUCUGUCUUCACUACGAUGGUAGGAAGGCUGUGAGGUCCCUGCUGUCCAAGCUGAUCCGUCACUUCGGGCCAGACCUGGCUGUCUGGGAGGCCCUAUUCCCCAGCCAGCUCCUCCCACAGUCGUUCCUGGCGCAACAUGAGCAGGCGUGCUCCUACUUCCAUGCCCUACAGACAGGGAUGAUUGGGGAAAACCUGAAAUUGUUUGAGGGCCUGAAUGAGAAACAGAGGCAACGACUGGAAAACAUCAGGGACUGCACUGCUCAGGAGUACCUCAGCGCUUCCAGGUGAGUUCUCUGCCACGGGCUCGCUGGUUGUCUCGUAGCACAGUGGCCCCAAUGUGUUGCAGCGUUACGGGUCGGAGGCCCCUGGGCAAGAAGAAUCAGAUGGGCUCCUUUAACCAGCGGAGGGAGCUGCAGGCCCUGGGCUGGAAGGAGCGUGUUGGGAAGGGCCGCUACGCUGCCUGGGUGGAAGGGCACGGCCCCGAGGGCAUGGGGGCAUGCUGUGUGCUGGCAGGGCCGCUGGCAGAAUAUCAUAUGGACACCUGGUUUGUGAUGGUGGGGGCAGCCCUCCCUGUAGUCAGGAACUCACCAUUCUGUGAUGGGGGUCUGUUGAACCACCUCAAUGAAGCAUUGGAGCAGGCUGCCCUAGGCUCAGGCAUGGACAGGUCAGCUGCCUGGACUCUGGUCCCUCCCUGUAGCUCCUGCCCAAUGGUUUGUAACACCUCCAUCCUCUCAGAGGUGGCAGCCCUAUGUGACAACACUCCCUGCAAUGGCAAGGGAAACAGAAAGUGCCUAGUCUUUGGCAGAGCGUCGUGGUGGGGGGAUUGUGAGGAGCAGGCUGUGGGGUUGACGCUGGAGUUCCGUUCGGAGCCCUCGUUACCACCUACGGCCCGCACCACUCUGCAUGACGGGGAGCCGCAGUAUCAGAGAGACCUGCUGGCCUGCGUCCUGCUCUCCCUGCACCGCAUGGGACCUGGCGACGCCCUCCUCCUGCCCAUCCUCUCCGCCUUUACUUGCGUAACCGCGGCAACCAUCCUUUGCCUCCACCUGUCCUUCCGCUCCAUCACCUUCAGGUGUCCUUCUCCAGGUGCUGCGGGGGCGGUGCUGGUAUGUGUGGGGUUCUGGCCAGAGGCUGCCGCUCGACUCCUUCCCCACCUCGGUGACCUACAGGAGCAUAUGGGCUGCCUGGCCAGGGGGGGAGGAGGACACUGACAGUCUGCCUCCUGGAGGCCAGAGACAGGUACUGCAGUUUGUUCCCAUGGAGGAGCUGCUCAAAGGAGAGCUGACAGAGUUCCUGUGGACCAUGAGGCUUAGCUGGGGUCAACAGAGGGUCUCUGGGUGUCUCGGGUGGAUUGUACCAUAACCUGGCCUGAAAACAAGCACUGACUAGCUAAUUUAUCUAGCCCCUACCCCAUCAGUGUUGACAGAUGUGAAGGAAGUGGAUGGAUGGAAGCUCCCCCUAAACUUAAUCCCAUCUGGUCCCUUCAGAUCUGUAUCACAGAAGUGGGAUGGGGUUGUUUUUGGACCUUGCAACUUUCAUUAUUUAAUAAGGGCACAUUUGGUCCCUGCUUUGAUGAAAAUUAGAGACAAGCAAUGCGGUGAAGUAAAUCUAUUUGAUAUCUUUUGAUUGGUGCUGUGAUUAUUUUUUUUCAUGAUUGUCAACAGUUAAUCUGUUCAAAUCAGGACAACAUUUGGUCACAUUUCCCUGGGUCUCUGAUCUAAUGUAUUUUUAGGACAGCACAAUAACUCAUGUAUUGCUGAUUCAAGUUAUUUGAAGUAAAAAAUACUUUUCAUAUUAGUUUCACUAUUAAAUAAAAACAUUAUCAUGCAGUUUGUUAGGACUUAAAAAGCCUUUUUUGUGUCAUUUUCCUGACACUGUCUAACCAGAAGUGACUAAAUACAGUAGAUUGUGUGACUGUGUUUUUACCUGGGGACUGCUGUGAAGGCUAGCAGUGCAUACGCUGUUUCACUCUGCAGGGGUUUGAAGAAAAUGUAGUCUUGCCUCUACGGCAUCUAUACUUAAACCCCAUUUACACCUGGUGUUAAACUAAAAAUGAAUACCUGAAUAUGUAGGAUCUGAUAAUGUCCACCGCACAGCUGGCCUUGAAAUGUCUCAUAUCUGUCUAGCCUGCAUCCAGUAGACCAGGUAGCCUAUGUGGUCAGAUACUUUAUUGAAGAAAAUGGUUGGACCGAAAUGUUGUGCUUUGGGUUUUGGGAACAUGUUGUGCAAGCCAAUGUGUCCACGAAAUCUGUUUUAUACAUAUACUUUUGUAUUGGUUUUGUACAUAGUUUUUCAAAGGCAAACAAAACAUUACAUUUUUUAAAUGUAUGUGCUGUUGAAUAUUUCAAGCGAUUAUAUUUUUUUGGUGCAGGUGGUGUUCCCUCAAUAAAAAAAUAUUGACUUCACUGAA
This is a messenger RNA of Salmo salar (Atlantic salmon), 3313 nucleotides long. Its product is annotated as cap-specific mRNA (nucleoside-2'-O-)-methyltransferase 2-like. The record is from RefSeq and is a predicted model, not a curated record. Gene Ontology annotation, molecular function: methyltransferase cap1 activity. NCBI's taxonomy places the organism in Eukaryota, Metazoa, Chordata, Actinopteri, Salmoniformes, Salmonidae. Gene Ontology annotation, cellular component: nucleus; cytoplasm. Gene Ontology annotation, biological process: 7-methylguanosine mRNA capping; methylation.